Corylus avellana is the source of this 1249-nucleotide messenger RNA. NCBI's taxonomy places the organism in Eukaryota, Viridiplantae, Streptophyta, Magnoliopsida, Fagales, Betulaceae. The record is from RefSeq and is a predicted model, not a curated record.
UCGAUGACUCCCUCGCUGCUAAGAAAAUGGAGCUCUCUCUCUGCACUGAGAGUCGGAGCUCGGAACUUCCGAUCAAACGCUGCGUUGGAGGCUCUCGUCAAAGCUUCGGAAGAAAAAGUCCCCAACGUAGUGCUCUACAACUACCCAUCCUUCUCUGGAGCCUUCGCGGCUCUCUUCGCCCACCUCUUCCACUCUCGCCUCAAUCUCCCUUGCCUUAUUCUGCCUUUCUCUUCCGUUGAGCCUUUCAGGGUUGAAGAUUUAUACGUUGAAGGGCUUGAGAGGUGCUAUCUGGUUGACUUUCUUGGUCCAAAAGGAUUUGCCAUGAAACUUGCUCGGCGUUCGUCAUGCGAGGUAAUAGGCUUUGAUCACCGAAAAUCAGUACUUGCGCAGAUUCCUUCAGCUGAAGAUCAUCCUGAUAACCUCAAAUUUCAUAUAGAUAUUGAGAAGAGUAGUUCUACUGCUGUAUAUGAAUACUUUUCUAAUAAGCUUGCAGAUAUCAGAUGUCCUGAUAGGGUGGUUGCAAGUUUGUUGGACCCAAAAGACCAAGAUCGUGUUAAAACAGUUCUUAGGUAUAUUGAGGAUGCAGAUCUUCGCCAAUGGAGCUUAGCUGAGAUCAGGGCAUUUAACAUUGGACUUGGUGAAUGGCGCUCAAAGUUGAACUGUAUCACUAAUCCAUACGUGUAUGAACAGUUGCUGGAAUUAAGUUCUGUGGAUUUAAUUGCUAAGGGAAAUUCUUAUAUUUCCUCUCGCCAGAAUGCUGCGAAACAAUUGCUGGAUAAUGUUUUCAAAGUUCGAUUGGGCAGGGGAUUUUAUGGGGAGUGUCUGGGAACUAGAGUGGAUGGAAAUUCUGAGUUGAGUGAUGAAAUUGCCAAGCAACUUAGUAUAAAAAGUGCUGCAGCUGGUCUAAGGCCUAUAGGAGCUGUUGUAUACAUGCAACGAUAUAACCUUAAAAUGUGCUUGAGGAGUACUGACAGUGCCACUGAUACCUCUGAAGUUGCUAAGGCAUAUGGCGGAGGAGGUUCCCCAAGUUCUAGCUCCUUUAUUAUAAGGAUGGAUGAGUAUAACCAGUGGCUUUCAGUGAAUUCGACAUGAGCAUGUCAAGGAAUAAUAGGUGCUUUGAGGAUUUGGAGGGGACUUGGGAAGACAUUCUAGUCUCUUGCUUUCAAACUCUGUAUCUUUGGACCGUUGCGCAUGUCUUUCCAGUUUUGAUUAGUUAUGAUGAUUUUCUUCUUCGUUUUUCUCCUUCUAG